Molecule: messenger RNA, 222 nt
Organism: Fomitiporia mediterranea MF3/22
Lineage: Eukaryota; Fungi; Basidiomycota; Agaricomycetes; Hymenochaetales; Hymenochaetaceae
Exons: 2
Coding region: 1-222 (73 amino acids)
Source: RefSeq, a predicted model, not a curated record
AUGGCAGGAAUUUGGAUAUGGGUUGACAAUGAGAAAGGGAAGUUGAGAGAGAAGGAAGAUGAUGAUAUGGGGGGUGGUCGGGUCGGAGAUAAGCUAAAGCAACACGCUGCACCGCAGGCCGAGCACACUGCACACACUCCUCAGCUCAGCCUAACACACUCAUCAUCACCAUCACCUCACUGCUCUCUCGUCCCCGUGCUCUCGCCAGCCGCACCCGCGUGA